UCUUCCUCUGGAUGCUCUCUGGUUUAUUAGUAUUUUUGCUAAAAUAUGGUGUUGGGAGCUGAAUGUUAGAUUCCAGAUGUUCUCUAACUGAAAAGAAGAUUAUAGGGUUAUUGAUAUUAAUUUUUCUGAAUUGCAGAAAGCAAUUUAAUUAGCUUCAUUCACUCUCAUGUUGCACUGGUGACCCAUCUCUUCAAUGUUGACUGGAACUGCCAAAUCUUGUUUAUGAAAACUGUUUUUAUGAUGCCUUCUUAUUUUUGUAAAGCUAAUUUUUCGACAAUUCAAAUGUAGGGCCAUUCAAUAAUCUUUGUUAAAUGCUAUCUAAUUAAUUCAGUCUAUUUUCCUAUCUUGUAGAUAUAUGCUUGGAUCUUAUACAUCACUGAGGCUCCUUAUCAGAGACAUGAGUCCAAAAUGACAUUAACCGUUACAUUAAUGACUUCUUGACAUCUAGUUAAGUAGUCGUUCUGAACUGACCCAGCUAUACUAUUGACUUGUCCACAUUACUUCAUCUUGUCAAUUGUGACUGCAUGAGAAAUCUUGUCAAAUGAUUUACAUUAAAACUAUGUCUAUCCAAUGAUUUUAUCUUAAAGUCCAAUAACCCUGUGAAAAUGGAUAUGAAUUAGUCUGUAAAUCAUGAUGGCUAUAAAUAAUUGUCAUGUUUACUUCUAGAUGCAGACUAGUCAUUUAAUUAAUUAUAUAUUCUAAAUCUUGACCUGUUCACCAGCUUAUAUUCUGAAGACAGCAUUCUAUUGCCAUAAAAAAAAUCAGAUCAACACUCUUCAGGUGUGACAUAUUUCUUAUUUUUUAUGAUUUUUCAAAAAUCACUGACAGUAACUCUGUGAUCAAAAUUGCCAAUUCUUUCAAUAACAUGAGAUUCUGUCACAAAGAUUAGUGAUAUGCACCGAUCGUUUACAUUUAAAUGUUUUUAAUGAUUUUCUACUUAUCUUCAAUUUUUAUUUCCUAUUGCUUAUUUUUUCAAACUGCCUUUUCUAAUCCAAAGUUAUUGUUGUUGGUAGAGAAAAUUGAAGCAAAAUGAGGCUUGCUUUUUUGAAAUUGUGUGUUAUCAUUGCCAAGUCUAUUGUGAGAAAGACUAUCCUUUUUUUUUUUUUUUUACUAUUUCUUUUUCUUCCACAAUAGAGUAAACAGUUUUUAGGUUGUCCUUCAUAUUCUGCCAAAACUAUUUUAGAAGACAUCUAAUAAUCACUUGAAAAUGAAGGACUGUUACUCAGGAGAGUCAUAAUAGGUAGAUUGUAGAUUUGGGAAGCAAAUGCAUUCAGAUAAUUGAAUCUAUAGGAAAAAUUUCAAAAUAUAGACUAAAGAGGCAAGACAACAGAUGUCCAGUGGAUUCAGAAAAUUUGUACCUUAAGAUAUUUCCUUCAGCACUGCCUCUUUUUUCUCUUAUUUUCUUUAGUGUUUAAAGAUAUAUGCGUUUCCUGUACACACACUUUUAAAUGAUUGAAUUCAUUGUUCUUACUGAUUAAAACUAAUUUAUCAUUAAUAUCUUUGAAAAUUAGAUAGAGAAAGGUGAAAUGUUUUCUCUCUAUUCUCACUUUGCUUAAAACACUUUGAAUCAUUCCUACUUCCCUACCAUAUUCUAUCAUAUACCACAUAUGUUGGAGAUUUAUUAUUAUUUUAAGCUCUUUGGAUGGACAGAUUACUUACUCACCUAUUUUGGAAUUAUGUGAGUCUAGCACCGUCUUUGCACGUAACACUAACAAGUUUAUGGAUUUGAGUUUUUCUAAGGAAAUACUCCAUUACUUUUACGUCGGGAAAUAGAAAACACUGAAAAAGGAUAGUAUUGCUUUCUGAAGUCGUGAGAAUAGUGACCUUAUGCUACAGCAGAAGCUCAAUUAUGGGGAAGUAGAAAGUAGGUAUAAAUUUCUAAUGCAAAUACCAUAAUGGGAAUUACUGAAUUGAGUCUAUGUACCACUUAGUAUCGACCACAUGAUGUCGCUGCCUACCACGAAAUGGUCUCACAAAAGGCCAAACACAUUAAACAUCAGAAAAGAUCUAUUCAUUUGGGGAUGCUGAAUGAUGGCGGAUGCAGUAGAAUGGGUUUGAAAGAAUCAGAGAGCAGUAUUUAUCUUUAUUCUCUAAAGAUGAUUAAUUUCUUAGAACAGUUCCAUGGAGGAUUUGCGAUGCUUUUUUCCUGGGAAGGUAUCCUGGGGAGUCGGCACCUGUUAUUUUCAUUUAUGCUUUAUACAGCCUGCGGGGUGGGGAGCGGCCAGAUCCAUUAUUCGGUGCCAGAGGAAGCGAAACACGGUACGUUUGUGGGGCGAAUCACGCAGGAUUUAGGUCUGGAGGUCGGGGAUCUGGUGUCACGGUUCUUUCGGGUGGUGUCUAAGGGCCGCAAGGACUACUUAGAGGUAAAUUUGCAAAAUGGCAUUCUGUUUGUGAAUUCACGGAUCGAUCGUGAGGAGCUGUGCGGUCGCAAUCCUGUUUGUAGCAUCCAUCUAGAAGUGAUCGUGGACAAGCCUUUGCAGGUUUUUCAUGUGGAGGUGGAGAUCAAAGACAUUAAUGAUAAUUCUCCAGUGUUCCCAGUGAAGGAACAAAAGCUAUUUAUUCCUGAAUCCAGGCUGUCAGACUCUAGGUUUCCUCUAGAGGGUGCUUCUGACCCCGAUAUUGGAAUUAAUGCCUUACUUACUUAUUCACUAAGCAUCAAUGAUUACUUCAUUCUAGAUGUAAAAUCAAAGAACGAUCAGGAUAAAUUGGUUGAGCUAGUGCUGAAAAAACCCUUAGAUAGAGAGGAAGUUCCUGAGCAUCACUUAAUACUGACAGCCUCAGAUGGAGGCAAACCUGAACUCACAGGCUCCGUGCAACUGCUCAUCUUAGUACUGGAUGUGAACGAUAAUGCCCCCACUUUUGAGAGAUCGGAAUACGAAGUGAAGAUAUUAGAAAAUGCAGCCAAUGGGACUUUAGUGAUCAACUUGAAUGCCUCGGAUGCAGAUGAGGGCACUAAUCAAGAAAUCUUAUACUCUUUCAAUAGCCUUACUCCAUCUGUGAUUAAAGAUAAGUUUCAUAUAAAUCCAGAUACAGGAGAAAUUUCAAUUCAAAGAAAUUUGGACUUCGAAUAUAUAAAUUCAUAUAAAUUUCGAGUUGACGCAAUAGAUAAAGGGAACCUACCUAUGGUUGGACACUGUACUGUUCGAGUGGAAGUACUCGACACCAAUGAUAAUGCCCCGGAAUUAGCAGUGACAUCACUAUCAAUUCCUGUCAGAGAGGACGCUCCUCCAGGCACAGUUAUUGCCCUCAUCAGCGUAUCCGAUCGUGACUCUGGAGUCAACGGACAGUUGACUUGCUCGGUGUCACCGCCCUCACCCUUCACGUUGGUGUCCACUUAUAAGAAUUAUUACUCACUGGUGCUGGAGAGUUCCGUGGACCGCGAGAGCAUGCGGGCCUAUGAACUAGUGGUGACAGCGAGGGAUGGCGGAUCUCCAGCGCUUUGGGCCACCGCCAGCUUGACUAUAGGUAUCGCAGAUGUUAAUGACAACGCGCCUGUCUUCGAGCAGCCUUUGUAUACCUUGUUCGUGAAAGAAAACAACCCGCCAGGCAGUCACAUUUUCACAGUGUCUGCAUCGGACCCAGAUGAUCAGGAGAACGCACUGGUGUCUUACUCUUUAGUGGAGAAGCGGAUGGGGGAACGUCAGUUGUCGAGCUACGUGUCUGUACAUUCAGAGAGUGGAAAAGUGUACGCUUUGCAGCCCUUGGAUCAUGAGGAGCUGGAGCUGCUGCAGUUUCAAGUGAAUGCCCGGGAUGCGGGCUUCCCUCCUCUGAGCAGCAACGUGAGCCUGCAACUGUUCGUACUGGACGAAAACGACAACGCACCGGUUGUGCUGCCGCCUCAUGCUGGCUUUAGCUCAGUGACCGAAACGGUUUCGCGGUCCGUAGCUGCGGGUCAUGUGGUGGCGAAGAUACGGGCUGUGGAUGCUGAUUCAGGAUAUAACGCCUGGCUGUCUUAUGAGCUGCUGUCGGAAGUGGACACCGGACACAGCACUUUCCGGGUAGGUGUGUACACUGGCGAAAUCAGCACUACUCGGUCCCUGGAUGAGUCGGAUGGAUCGAGGCAGACACUCCUUGUACUGGUGAAAGAUCAUGGAGAGCCUUCUUUGAAGGCUACUGCAACAGUGACUGUAUCACUUGUGGAGACUGGGCAGACGUUUAAAGGUCCGUCUUUGGCUUUCAAGGAGCUAGCAAAGACUGGCAUAGGGCAGAAGACACUGGUAGAUGUGAAUGUAUAUCUGAUCAUUGCCAUCUGCUCGGUAUCCAGUCUGUUGGUCUUGAGUCUGCUGCUAUAUGUGGCACUUCGGUGCUCUUCGCCCCCACAGGGUUUUAAUGAGCCUGGGAAGUCGACUGACGUGUGUUCAAACACUGUAAGGAGCUGGUCUUAUUCCCAUCAGCAAAGACAGAGAUUUGCUCAGGGGAGGGCGCUGCCAAGAACGACCUCAUGGCUUUCAGUCCGAAUUUUCCACCAUGUCCAGGUUCUCAAGAAGGAGAACAGACAGAACACGGGCAGAACGUCGGGAAAGUGA
Messenger RNA from Antechinus flavipes (yellow-footed antechinus), 4526 nucleotides. RefSeq names its product protocadherin alpha-8-like. Gene Ontology annotation, biological process: homophilic cell-cell adhesion. NCBI's taxonomy places the organism in Eukaryota, Metazoa, Chordata, Mammalia, Dasyuromorphia, Dasyuridae. The record is from RefSeq and is a predicted model, not a curated record. Gene Ontology annotation, molecular function: calcium ion binding. Gene Ontology annotation, cellular component: plasma membrane.